Magnolia sinica is the source of this 3401-nucleotide messenger RNA. RefSeq lists its product as uncharacterized. The transcript has 5 exons. Lineage: Eukaryota; Viridiplantae; Streptophyta; Magnoliopsida; Magnoliales; Magnoliaceae. Gene Ontology annotation, molecular function: protein binding. The record is from RefSeq and is a predicted model, not a curated record. The coding region runs from base 153 to 3227 and encodes 1024 amino acids.
CUCUCUCUCUCUCUCUUUCUCUGUCUCUCUCUCUAUCUAUCUAUCUAUCUAUUUUUCCAUUUCUCUGGCAAGAAAAGGCAGUUUUACGCCAGGUGAAAAAAAGGGUCAACCGGAUUCCUCACCAGAGGCGGAUUUCCAGCGCCACCUUGAGAAUGUGGCGCAGUGGGGACCGGAAGAUGCUGGCUGGUAAAGAGCUCCCGCAGGCCAGGACGUGGAAAUUGGGGCCAUCUACACCGUCAAAGGACAUGGAAAAGCAGGUGCCGACAAGGAUGGAUUCUUUCCACGCCAUUCACAAGCUUCCCACUGGAGAUUCGCCAUAUGUGAGGGCAAAACAUGUUCAGUUGGUAGACAAGGAUCCGAACAAGGCCAUUUCGCUAUUCUGGGCUGCAAUAAACAUCGGCGAUCGAGUCAACAGUGCCUUAAAAGACAUGGCGAUCGUAAUGAAACAGGUGGAUCGAGCUGAAGAGGCAAUCGAGGCUGUCAAAUCUUUCCGUCAUUUGUGCUCCACUGAUGCUCAAGAGUCUCUUGACAAUGUCCUUCUUGACCUCUACAAGAGAUGUAAUAGGGUCGAUGAACAGAUUGUACUUCUGGAACACAAAUUGAAGCUCAUUGAAGAUGGUCUUGCAUUUGGAGGGAAGAAGACGAAGAUCGCUCGAUCUCAAGGGAAGAAGUUUCAUGUUUCAAUUGAUCAAGAGAGAGCGAGGUUGCUAGGGAAUUUGGCCUGGGCUUAUAUUCAACAAGAGAAGUACCACACUGCAGAAGCACUCUACAGGAAAGCUCUAUGCAUAGAACCAGAUAAAAACAAGCAAUGCAAUCUGGCCAUUUGCUUGAUGCAGACAGGAAGAAUUUCAGAAGCAAGAUCUCUCCUUGAAAGGAUCCAACCUUCAUCUUUGGACUCAGACAAGCGUGGCCCGGAUUCGUAUAUGAAAUCCUUUGAACGUGCAUGUGAAAUGCUGGCAGGUCUUGAGUGUCAGUCGAUGAAUGGAGCGAUAGGAACAAAAAUCCAGAGAUCUUCUUCUGCUUCCUCUAUUACGGGAAUCUUGAAUUCCCCAGGUUCUGGUGGGGCAAAGAAGAACUGUGGACUGCAAGUCCAGAAGGAGCUGAUGGAAGCAGAAAUGCAAUGGUCUUCUUGCAGUUCUACCCUUAGCAGGAUUCUGAACUCCACAGGACCAAUCAGCGGAUAUCAGAAUCAUGGAACUGGAAUAGAGACAGAACUGAUAAAAACAGAAAUACGAAGAUCUUCAUCCAGUUCUGCCCUUAAUGGGAUUUUGAAUUCCCCUGCGCCCAUUAACAGAAACCAGAGUCACGGGAAAAUAGCUUCUGGAAACAGGAAUAGAUGGAGAGAUGGUGAUUAUGGUGAAGAAAUAAGAUUUCCGGAUAAUGUUUUUGGAAAUCUGAGAUGGGAAAAUGAUGGUGAUGAUGGGAAAAUGCUGCAUUCACCACCUCCUGUAAUGGGAAAUUUGGAUUCAUCCGCUUACAUUAAUCAGAAUCAGAAUCAUCGAGUUCUUGGAAGCGGUGGGAGCAGAUGGGGAAAUGACAGUGAUGAAGAGCAAUUGUUUUCAGAUGAGAAAAUGAAUAGUUACGAUACACCGAAUCGUUUGCCGACUUCAAACGAUGGAAGUUUAUAUGCAGGAGCCUAUCCAUGGGUUGGGAAUAACGGAGUGGAGGAAGAAGGUUUUGCAGAUGAGAAUCUGAACUCCAACCUGCCAACUGAGUUACCUACUACGAAAUGCAUAGCAGACAGUUCUCCAAUUCUGAUUAGAGGGCACCUGAAAACCACAAUUCCAGCACCAAGGACGACCCAUUCGCAGUCUGCCAUUGUUGGGAAUUGGAGGGGAGCUGAUGGUUUGCCAGUUCUGACUCGAGGAAACUCAAAACAUCCAUCACAAGAACUGCUGAGUACACAAUCUUCCAUUGAUGGAGAUUGGAGACAGAGAGCUGAUGAUUUGCCUGUUCCAGUUCAAGGCAAUUUGAAUCACCCAACUCAAGAACUGCCGAUUACCCAAUCACAAUCUUCCAAUAGUUCGCCAGUACUACUUCCAGCGAAUUCUAAACUCCUGCCUCAACAAUACACGGCUGCUCAUUUGCCACCUUCUGUUGAUGAAGAUUGGAGAAGGAGAGCUGGCAUUCCCUGCAAUAGCAAUGGCAGAAGAAGCGCAGAUUGUGCUGCAGAGAAACGGCCGGAUGUUGUCAAUAAUUUGAAUCCCUGUGGGCCAUCUGAACCAGUGCUUGUUGUGAAUCCACAGGCAGGUACAGCAUUUCAAAAGCCAAGUGGUGGUUUGCCAGCUUCUUCCACUGCUGGGAAUUCAAACUGCAUGCCAGGCAUUUCAGUCAUAGGCAGUAGGAGACAGGCGGAUUGCAAUGAGAAACAGGCCUUUGAAGUUGUCGGAUCACCAUUAGCCAUCAGAAUUUCACGAACACUGGAACCCCAAAACAUGAUUGGUCGUUUUCCAGGUUCUGUUAAUGGAAAUUUGACUCACAAAUCUGAUGUAUCAGUCAUCGGCAGUAGGAGAUGGGCAGAUAUGGUUGAAGAAGAGGAAGAAGUAGACAAGCUCUCGACUUCUAUCACUGGAAACCUGAAGGUGGCCCACCAUCCAUCAGCCUUCAGCUGCGGUAAAACAUGGGCAGAAAUGGUUGACGAAGAAGAAGAAGAAGAGGCUUUAGCAAUUUCGAAGUUAAAUUUGGAGGCAGAUGGAAAGCAGAUGACGAGGCCCAUCUCUCAAUGGGGCAACAGCUGGAAUGACAUGUUUCCAGAUGAGAAUCUGAAUGCCAACAUCAUGAGAUGUAUUCCCCCGCGCCCAUCCAUCCAAUCACCUUCGGUGCUACCACCUCCACAAAAGCAUCAAGAGCUGCUGCAAGAUUACAAUUUCUCACAGCAGAAGCUUGUGACUGUCAAUCUGAAGGAAGGACUUGAAACUCCUCCGUACUCAACACCCAACGAAACUCCUCCGUACUCAACACCCAAUACAGAUAAUGAUGCUUCUUCUCAUCAGAGGAAGAGCCUGUUUUCAGCGGGACUUGAUCGGAACCCAUCGGCACGGAGAUCUCUAUCUUUUGAGCCACAGCAGAAACAGGAUCCUAAGCCGGACUACUCUUCGACAUUGACGAAGAUAUUCGACGUUGAUGACUACAGUUACUUGCAGGCAAUUGGAAGUGGGUCCAAACGGCGGGGAAACAGGCUUCGAGUUUUUCAGGAGAUGACUCUUCCAGACAGUCCCAGAGCUUGAGCUCUCUCUCUCACUCACUCUCUCUCUCCCUCUCUCUCUACAAAGACAAAAACCAUGAAUUGUUUUAUAUAUGUUGUUUAUAUUUUUGAGUUGUAAUUGGUGUAAAAGACAGCUUUGUUUUUUUUUUUUUUCCUAAUGGCAAUGGUGAUAAUAUCUAGAUGAGAUUCUUUAAAA